AUGUGCAUCGCCCACUACCUCCACUACCACCACAUCCCCCCCUGCCCCCGCCCCGUGAGUUACCUCUGCCACUACAGCUACUGCGCCGCUGCCCUGUACGAUCCCCUCAGUGGGAGAGCCCUCGCGCCCUGCGACGACAUCUCGGACAGUUCCCCAGGCGGAGACAUUUCCAACCCCUGCACCAUGGGCCUCUGCCUGAUAAAUCCCAGGUGCAAAUCCGGAGCCUGUCGUCUUGAGGAUCUCGGCGGGCGGUGGGUGUGCUGCGCGUGUGGGAGGGGAAGAAACUCGAGCUACCAGUGCCUCAACUACCAACCCACUGCCCCGGACACGUUUUGCUAUCACCAGAUCUGUGAGAACUGCACAGAGGACAAGACGUGA
This is a messenger RNA of Fusarium vanettenii 77-13-4, 378 nucleotides long. RefSeq lists its product as uncharacterized. The transcript has a single exon. The coding region runs from base 1 to 378 and encodes 125 amino acids. Lineage: Eukaryota; Fungi; Ascomycota; Sordariomycetes; Hypocreales; Nectriaceae. The record is from RefSeq and is a predicted model, not a curated record.